AUGAAGAAGAGUGCUGAUGCUGAGUAUGAUUUCUUGGAUUUCUGGGAAGCGAAUCAAAAGUUCUUUGCUAUGAAGCAAGGAGCAACAGAAAACUUGAUGCAUUUCAAGGAACGAUUCUUGAGACAGGCUGAAGUCCUGCAAGAUCUAUAUGGCGUGGCCUGGUUCCAAAAUUUCGCAGUCAAGACAAAAGCGUAUGCUGCUAUUGCUAGCACCAAUACUAGUGCUCAAAACAAGUUCAAGGAUGAUAUCUUUGAAGCUGUUCUUGCAACAGGAUUUCUAUGCAACAGCGAUCAAACGAGAACAGCUCCUCUGAUGCUGGAUCUUCAGACGAACUAUUGCAGAGAAGUGAAUUAUUAUCGAAAGAUGGUCAGCAAAGCACAAGAUAUGUUGAAGAUUCACAUUGAUGUGAGUAAAAAUCCGGGAGUGAACCUGUAG
Molecule: messenger RNA, 435 nt
Organism: Cylindrotheca closterium
Lineage: Eukaryota; Bacillariophyta; Bacillariophyceae; Bacillariales; Bacillariaceae
Source: the annotation of a GenBank genome assembly